AGCAAGGUCAGGGCGGUCCAGAGAAAGGGAGGCCGGCGCUUAGCGAGAAGAAAGCGCACGCGGCCCGCUCAGUCCGCAAAGGGACGCCGAAGGCGAAGGCUGCGACUGAAGACGGGCGCGCGGGUCGAAACGUCUGCUGCCAUACUCUCCACCCCACCUCCCAUCACAGUUAUCCGACGCCCGGCGUCUGACAUUAUGCGGCGAGCGGCGACGGCGGCUGUUCUGGUGUCCGCGGUGGCGCUGAUGACGCGGCCGUGGACGGCGCGCGCCUUCCCGGACGGCGCCCCCGUGGACGCGUGCGUCAAGCCACGCCCCAACCAGCCGUACCACGGGCAGGCGCGGCCUGGCAACCCGCGGGACAACCCCUUCUCCAUCGUCGCCUCGGACGAUCGCUACGGCCCUGGAUCCAAGAUAACCGUGACCAUCGAGGGAGGCCGCGGGGAGCCCUUCCGGGGCUUCUUCGUGCAGGCGCGCGACGCGGCCACGGGGGCGUGGCUGGGCACGUGGGAGGAGCACCCGCCCUACACCAACGGGCUGCCCGAGUGCGCCGCCAUCACGCACGGCGACAACCGGGAUAAGGCGCGCGUCACGCUCACCUGGCAGGCGCCGAGGGGCACGAGCGACGGCGGCCAGGUCUACUUCACGGGCUCGGUGGUGCAGGACUACGCGACCUUCUGGGUCGACAUCGUCUCCAGGGUAGCGUGAGCUACGGUCGAGUUCCGCCACGUCAUCGCCUACGUCAGAGGUGCCGUCCCGCCAAUCACAAGCCAAAGCCGCCC
This is a messenger RNA of Schistocerca cancellata (South American locust), 779 nucleotides long. RefSeq names its product putative defense protein 3. The transcript has 4 exons. Lineage: Eukaryota; Metazoa; Arthropoda; Insecta; Orthoptera; Acrididae. The record is from RefSeq and is a predicted model, not a curated record. The coding region runs from base 196 to 705 and encodes 169 amino acids. Gene Ontology annotation, molecular function: oxidoreductase activity, acting on metal ions.